AUGCUUAUAAGAGAAGCAGUUAAGGAUGAGGGGCUUAACUGUUUAGACAAUCAAGAAUGGGUGCAGCCUCUGCUAAAUGUCUCCUUAAACAUUUUAUUGAGUAACGAUAUCACCGUUUACACUAUUCAAAUUUUCCCCUGGCUUUUCAAAGGACAAUUACCAGCACUGGGAAACAUUACUCAGCACAGAUGGACUACAGUAUUAAAGGCAAAUAUUAGGACGGGCAAACAAGGAUUAGGUCUUAUAAUCAUACAGAAUGGACCAUAUCUCCAGAUAAUGUGCCUUGUUGAGAAAAGUUCUGCAGCUAAAGAUGGAAAGCUGAAACCAGGUGAUGUUCUAAUAAAGAUUGGACAUGCUGACGUUUUAGGAUGUACUCUGCAAGAGCUUUGGAAACUCCUGAGCAAUAUUCCUGUAGGGACUACUCUACAAAUAAGGGUUUAUAGAGAUUUUAUUGAAGUACCUCAACACUGGCAGAGUGCAGUUGAAUUAAUUCCCGAAGUAAAACUUCCUGUGAUGACAACAGACACAAGUGAAGACACUGAGGAUGAAGACACAGGGACCAGAAGUGAUGAUGAUACAGACUCGGAAACUUUUCAGUAUACAUCUUCCCAGUCAUCCUGUUCUGAGUUAACUCAUGAAUUACCAUCACUAUCCAAGAUUUGGCAUGUAUCUGAUACAAUCCAGACACUUACAGAAGGGAGAGACAGUGGGUGUGACAUUGUUCUUCAUAAUGAUGUUGAUGCACUGUGCAAUUCUGAAUUUGAUGCUAGUGGUGUUGGACCUCCUUCAAACCAGACUGUGGAAAACAGUGAGACCAGUUCCUCUUCUUCCCACUCUUCUGUGUAAGACACAACCUGACUGAAGGAAUUUGCCUUUGCUUUGGAAUAAUUCAAAACUUUGA
Oxyura jamaicensis (ruddy duck) is the source of this 901-nucleotide messenger RNA. RefSeq names its product PDZ domain containing 9 (gene PDZD9). The record is from RefSeq and is a predicted model, not a curated record. Gene Ontology annotation, molecular function: protein binding. The transcript has 3 exons. NCBI's taxonomy places the organism in Eukaryota, Metazoa, Chordata, Aves, Anseriformes, Anatidae. Bases 1 to 846 code for a protein of 281 amino acids.